CCACAUAAGCAGUUUUCUCGCGACAUGCUGUCUCUCAGUCCCAAAUAUUAAAAGAUCGGGCGAGAAACCCCUGCAAGUGGAAAUCUCCGAGCUCUUCCAUUCCUCGGUCUGGUUCCGUUCCAAUCACGGUGGCUCCUUCAGCUCCGCCGGUCGUCUCGCGAAGAAAGCCGCCUUCGCCGUCUUCUUCUUCAGUUGAUUCGCCGUCUUCGAAACCUCACUCUAUAAGAAUCGCGGACAGAGAGCCGGUACCUUUCUGGCAGCAGAAUUGGUUCAUCGGGCUGCUCUUCGUCAUGGCUCUCGCGUGCUUCGGUCUCGCAGUGUUUCUCUUCCUCAACCUCGAUAUAGAUCAGGCCUCCUUCUCCCCUGCCUCCGCCGCUUCAUCUUCUUCUUCCUCGACUUCUCAAGGGGUUGAGAUUACGUAUGGCUCAGUUUUGAAGUUGAUGCACGAGAAGACAAAGUACCGUCUGCAUUCCCACGAGGUGCCUUAUGGAUCCGGCAGUGGGCAGCAAUCUGUUACAGGAUACCCUAAUGUCGAUGAUUCCAAUAGCUAUUGGAUUGUGAGGCCUGUGCCGGACACUAAUGCCAAACAAGGCGACACCAUAACAGCUGGGACGGUAUUCCGUUUGCAGCACAUGAAAACAAGAAAAUGGAUGCACAGCCAUUUGCAUGCCUCCCCAAUAUCUGGCAACCUUGAGGUUAGCUGUUUUGGUGGUGAAAACGAAUCUGAUACAGGAGACCAUUGGAGACUUGUUAUUGAAGGUGGUGAAAAGACAUGGAAACAAAAUCAAAGAGUUCGAUUGCAUCAUGUUGACACCGGUGGCUACCUACACAGUCACGACAAGAAGUACCAGAGAAUAGCUGGGGGACAGCAAGAGGUUUGUGCUGUUCGAGAAAAGCGUGCCGACAACAUAUGGUUAGCUGCAGAAGGUGUGUAUCUUCCCGUGGCUGGCAGCAAGUAGAAGGACAAAUGCUUCUGACAUUAGCAUAAAACAGGUGCAUGGUGGUGCUGUUUCUGAAUUCUUCAGGUCCCUAGUUGCCUCUGCCUGCUCCAUAUAAGGCAUUAGAUUUCCAUUGUUCGCAGAGUAUGUUAAAACAGAUGACUAUAUACUACAAAGCACUUCACUUUAGUUGUAAGGGUAUGAGAAUACAUAGAGGCCUUGUGUUAUAAUGUUUGAAGGUGGAUGUUGUCUGCUGUCUUAGUGAUCAUCUUUCAACCUAAGAUCGGAUUCUACUUCACGAGUCAUUGAGUAGUCAUGCUUGAACAGUCCCGUAUGCUCUGAUUUUGUCUGUGUACGAAACUCGUUCUUCAAUUAUCUCGGUUGGAGAUAUGUAUGCUGCAGGCGUUGUGUUCUUCAGAAUCCAAAUCUUUGCCAUAAACUUC
This is a messenger RNA of Linum tenue, 1381 nucleotides long. The record is from the annotation of a GenBank genome assembly. NCBI's taxonomy places the organism in Eukaryota, Viridiplantae, Streptophyta, Magnoliopsida, Malpighiales, Linaceae.